AUUGCAUGAUCAGAAUAUUCUGAUGAUACUGACUUUUAUUUGUGCAAAAGCACUUGACUAGGAAUUAGUAGAAACUCUCAACGAAGUGCAAGAGGCAGGAGAGGAUCUGAAUCCUUUGCCCUCUGUGUGUUACCAUGGCAAACAUCACCGGAACGCUGUGACUUACAUUUUCAUGUACGGUGCAUUGCACAGCUUUUGACAUGUGCGACAUUUGUAUUUCAGGCGAACGAGUGCUUCCAGAUGCGAGAAUGGAGGAAGAAAAGCUGGAAUGGAGCUUGAUCAUUUCUGAAAGGAAAAAUAAUCUCUUUCUCUAACCCCCUUUCUCCCUCCCUCCUUUCCUUGCUCUCUCUCUCUCUCUCUUUCUCUCUCUCUCUCUCUCUCUCUCUCUCUCUCUCUCUCUCUCUCUCUCUCUCUCUCUCAGUCCCAGCCCCUGAAGGUGUCAUAACCAUGCGCUCUCUCCCUCUCUCUCUAUCACCGCCUUUCAGAUCUUUAAAAGCUGCUGCUCUGUGCGUUUCUCAGGAUCGUGUCCUCUGGCACUCUGGCUGAACGGAGCACUGAGCAAGGAGAAAAGAGAAGCAGAUCUCCUUCAGAAAUAGCGUCGGGCAAGGAGCGCACAUACGAACGGUCGAAGGAAGGAGAGCAGAGUCCCACAGCUCAAAGAUGCCUUUGCUCUUGAACUUGACAGCUGUUGUCCUGUUGCUCAUCGCUCACUGUGGAUCCUGGACUCUGGCCAGUCGCUUGGGUACCCAUAAGAUCUGCCCGUCCUGCAAAGACUCCAGAGCUUCUCGGGACCACACUGGGGCAGCCAACACAGCUGUGCUGGCUUUAGGGGAGCCGUGUGGGGUAUACACACUGAGCUGUGCCAAGGGCCUGCGGUGCAUGCCUCCUCCACGUGACCUCAGCCCACUCCAGGCUCUGCUGCAUGGCCGAGGUGUAUGCACCAAGCCGAUCAGGACAAGUCCAACCGAAAAACCACACCCUCCAGGUCCACAUCCUUCGCACAGUGAUGAAAUCGAAAAGGCUCCGUGCCGGAAACUGCUCAACGCCGUGCUGCGUGGCCUCGAGCUCACCGUUUUCCAGUCUGAUCGUGACAUCUACAUCCCCAACUGCGACACUCGAGGCUUCUACAGGAAAAAGCAGUGUCGGUCCUCUAAAGGCAUGCAGCGAGGCCACUGCUGGUGCGUGGACGAAUUAGGCACCGCCCUGCCGUCCUACGGUGACGACGACGGCGCUUUACCGUGCGAUGGGGAGUAAGACAGGGUACGCUCCAAUACAUUUCUG
Molecule: messenger RNA, 1281 nt
Organism: Tachysurus fulvidraco (yellow catfish)
Lineage: Eukaryota; Metazoa; Chordata; Actinopteri; Siluriformes; Bagridae
Gene: igfbp6b
Product: insulin-like growth factor binding protein 6b
Exons: 4
Coding region: 661-1254 (197 amino acids)
Biological process (GO): regulation of insulin-like growth factor receptor signaling pathway
Cellular component (GO): extracellular region
Molecular function (GO): insulin-like growth factor I binding; fibronectin binding; insulin-like growth factor II binding
Source: RefSeq, a predicted model, not a curated record